This is a messenger RNA of Ornithodoros turicata, 9473 nucleotides long. Its product is annotated as NFX1-type zinc finger-containing protein 1-like. Gene Ontology annotation, biological process: regulatory ncRNA-mediated heterochromatin formation. Gene Ontology annotation, cellular component: nuclear RNA-directed RNA polymerase complex; nucleus. The transcript is spliced from 6 exons. Gene Ontology annotation, molecular function: zinc ion binding. NCBI's taxonomy places the organism in Eukaryota, Metazoa, Arthropoda, Arachnida, Ixodida, Argasidae. The record is from RefSeq and is a predicted model, not a curated record. The coding region runs from base 129 to 5315 and encodes 1728 amino acids.
GUUCGCACGAUUAUCACUGUUUCGCUAGUUUCACAUUCGUGAAACGCGUGAAACAGAAGCUAACCGUGCAACCGUCUCAGCCUUUGUGAGUGUUGAAACUUCGAUGUUCACCAGGUACAUACAGCAACAUGAAAUGUGCUCGGAAAAUUCAAAAAACUGGAACAACAACUGAGUCCUGGGUUGACAAACUUCAGGCACUCCUUCAGCAGCCUGAAGACUUGGCACUUGAAAGCCUACUAGGUCAUGAAUUCCACUUCGGUGAUUUCCUUGAGUCGAGCGGACACGAUCACGAUGCCACUCGGGUGGCUGUUCGUCUCCUGGCGAACGUCUGUACAUCACCUACGGUUGCUCCACAAGCACUGGAACUUGCAAGCGCAGUAGCAUUCUCUGAUAGUUUCAUGAUCAUGGGAUUAACCGCUCUGCUGGCACACCACACAUGCAACAUACGAGAGACCCCCAGUUCAGAUGUGGUGGAUGUCCUCCGUAAUCUGGUGCAGCUUUUGCAACAUUUGCACUCCUGUCUUCCAGCAACAACGUCGGAUAGACUGGUCAUUCUAGUGCCGUCAAUUAUGAAGUUAUGGACUACACUUCAGGAAGUGUCAGAUCCUCCAGAGGAUGUCGGAGUUGGACUUUCAAAACUAGAAGAAGCAAAGAACAUGUUUCUUGCGGAAUCUCACGCACGAACGAUGGUGGCACAAGAGCGAGCGCACGUCUCACAGCCUCAAGGCGAUUUCAGAGACACCCCGAUUGUACCGACGGCAUCUGAGCUGCUGUCCGCCGGGAAACCGUUCUUGAGACCCAACUUGGUGCGUGGUGCUUACAGAGACUUGGACCACUACCUGGACGUCCAGUACAGGCUCCUUAGAGAGGAUUUCGUAAGACCAUUGCGUGAGGGCCUGCAAAAGUUCCUUGAGACGGGAAUGCGGUGCACUCGCAUCGAAAACAUGAACGUGUACAAGGAUGCACACGUGGGUGAGGCGCGAGUUACAGCUGCAGCGAUCAUCCAUCCUGUCUACUUUGAUCCUGCUCGCUUUCGAAAGGUAGCUUGGGAGAGAACAAAACGCUUCAUGAACGGUACUCUGCUCAUUCUGUCCAAUGACGGCUUCGAGACUGUUCAUUUUGCAACCGUCGUUCACAGGAAUCCAGAGUGUUUGAAAAAGGGAACACUCACUGUAGUGUUUGAUGAACUUUUUGUGGAGACCGUUGCUUGCGAAGCUUACACCAUGUUAGAGACGCAAGCCUACUUUGAAGCCUACAAGCAUAACCUGGAAGCGCUGAAGACCAUAUCUUCUCUGCCUUUCUACGAUUACAUCGUGAAGGCUUCUUCCACCACAAAUGCCCCGGCGUAUUUAAAGGAUGAAACAAAGUUUGACCUAAGUCCCCUCUGCACAUGUAGUCACCCUGAAAACGUCAUUAAUGUUCUGAAUGAAGACAAAUGGCUGACACUCAAAGAUUUAGAGCUUGAUCCAUCGCAGCUUGAUGCAGUGAAAUCCUCGUUGCUGAAAGAAUUUUCCGUGAUUCAAGGUCCACCAGGAACAGGCAAGACCUACGUAGGGCUCAAGAUUGUGGAAGUUCUCCUACGCAACAUUUCAGUCUGGAGGGGGAAAGGGCUUCCCAUUCUUGUUGUGUGUUACACGAACCAUGCUCUCGAUCAGUUUCUUGAACACGUCCUUAAAACUACAAAAAGUAUAGCUCGGGUUGGGGGCCGCUGCAGCAGCGAACCUCUGGAAAGAUACACCCUAACCAACAGACGCAGGUUAUUUGGAGGUCGGGUCCUUAGAGAAACCUGCCGGAGAACACAGACUUGUCUUAACUUCCUGUCACAACGGAUGUCAGACAUAUAUGCAGUCCGCUGCACGAUUCAAGAUCUGGAAGCGUACAUGUCCGCAGACGUCCUGAGAAGCUUUGAGCAGUGGUGUUAUCCAGCUUCCUACAACUUUAGCGACUGGCUGGAACUCGCAGCGUUGCGAGAAGAGUUCUUCAAAGGCUUUGCAGACCGAAUUAUUGAACCAAAGGAGGUAGUCGAGGAGGAUAAUUUUGACAUGCAAGACAUUUCCAAGCAUUGCCGGGAGGAUGAUGACCGUUUGUAUUCUGCAGACAUCAGUGGUGCACUGGCCGGGAUAGAAGAUGAACAUCCAGAUGCCCUAGAACAAGCAUGGUGCCAGUAUGGCUACAAGUUAGUCUCAAACCCCGACGCUGUCAAGGAUGACUACUAUGUCAUGAAUGUCUGGUGCUUGUCUUUCCGAGAACGCUGGCGGCUCUACAGGUACUGGGCAUCAAAGGCUAUUGAAGACAUUCAAAUGAAGAUCACUAUGGACAAAGCAGUUCUGAAAAAGGAGAAAAAAACUGCAUCUCAGGACUCUGUUACGGAUGACCUUGAUUGCUUGGAGGGUGUGUUUCUAGUGGGCAUGACUACAACAGGUGCUGCCAAGCAUCGAGAGUUAGUUAGGCAGCUUCAGCCAACUGUUGUGAUCGUUGAAGAAGCCGCAGAAGUACUGGAAGCUCACAUAGCCACCAGCUUGGCACCUGCAACAAAGCACCUGAUCCUCAUUGGCGACCAUAAGCAGUUGAGGCCAUCAAAUUCAGUCUAUGAGCUCUCUGUUAGGUACAAGAUGGAAGUGUCUCUUUUUGAAAGAAUGAUUGAUAAUGGAACAAUAUGCCAUCAGCUACAGGUUCAACACAGAAUGAGACCGAACUUUGUGAAGUUACUCGUUCCAAACUUUUACGAUAACCUCGACAGCUCGGCGCAUGUGAAGUCCUUCGAAGACAUUCGUGGUAUUGAUGGAAACAUGUUUUUUAUCAACCACACCAUCAACGAAGACAGACUAGACACAAAGAGCCACUCCAACCGCCACGAAGCGGAACUGGUCUUAGGAUUAGCGGACUACCUGCUCAAUCAGGGUUAUGACCCAACAGAAAUCACCAUUCUGACCACUUACAAAGGGCAGAUGUUCCUCAUGCGCGACCUCGCAGCAACCAAGAAGUGCAAGACUGUUUACAUUACAUGCGUGGACAAUUUUCAGGGGGAAGAGAACGACAUCAUCCUUUUGUCUUUCGUCCGAUCGAACCCGGAGAAGAAAGUUGGCUUCAUUAAGAUUCCCAAUCGCAUUUGCGUUUCACUGUCGAGAGCACGAAAGGGUGUGUACUGCACGGGGAACUUCGACAUCAUUGGGGAGUCGAGCCAAGUUUGGAAAAACAUCGUGAAAGAACUGAAAUGCCAAAAUGCCAUCGGUAAUGAGCUGAAGCUACGGUGCCCAAACCAUCCCGAUACUGCCACACUCGUUCGAAGUGCGAAAGACUUUUUAAAUGUCCCCGAGGGUGGUUGCGACAGACCCUGCAAAACACGGCUUGAGUGUGGCCAUUCUUGUGGGCUGCCUUGCCAUGGCUAUAACACAGAGCAUGCAGGAGUUGUCUGUAAAAAGAAAUGCGAGAGAAAAUGUAGAAAUGGUCAUACUUGCAAACGUGCCUGUUUUGAAAUAUGCGGGCUGUGUGAUGUGCUCGUGAGCACCCAGAUUGAGAAAUGUGGUCACACUUGCGAGAUCCCUUGCCACGAAUUAACUAGGUACCCAAGGUGCUCUCUUCCAUGUGAUCGGCUGCUACCAUGUGGCCAUCGUUGCAAUAGUAUGUGUAGAGACUAUUAUUGCACUGAAUGGUGUGUUGUGCCUGUCAGAAAGACCUGUGAAUAUGGGCAUGACCAAGAAGUGCCUUGUGCGAUGACAGCAUACUACUGGUGUGAGGCAAACUGCACGAAAGUGCUAGCUUGCGGUCAUCACUGCCAUAAUGAGUGUGGUGAACCAUGCAGUGAUUGGUGCAUAGAAUUAAAGGAAAUGGAACGUGAGUGUGGACAUAAAUUGUCUCUGGCAUGCUACCAGACACGACUUGCUUACUAUUUGGAGGCACCUUGUAAACUACCGUGCACCAAAAAGCUUCCCUGUGGACACACGUGUUCUCUCCUGUGCCAUGAAAGUUGUGGCGCCGAACGUUGUGAAAUCCAAGUAACAGCAACGUUACCAUGUGGCCACCAAAAAGUGGUUUCUUGUCACGUGCACACGAAGAUCACUUCUCUCAAGGAUAAGCCAGACGAGAUGAUGGCGUAUGUUCAAGAAAUGGGAGAGAGGCUUACUUGCAGAAAGAGUGUUCCAACAAGCUGCACAUCUGGACACAGGCUUAUGGCUCAAUGUCACGCGCUGCGUGAUGGCAAGGCGCCGCGAAAUCACUGCUACAAACGUUGCAAUGCAAAACUCUCGUGUGGCCACAAUUGUGCUGCAAGCUGCCGGACAUGCUUUGACCUGGGCAACAAUGGGCACGUCCCAUGUAUAGAGAUUUGCAAAAAGCGCCUGGACUGUGGACACCAAUGCAUGAAGAAGUGCUGUGAGCCUCACAGCUGCGAUGUUCCGUGCAGUCAGAGACUUCCGUGUGGACACACGUGCAAAGGAAUCUGCUCACAGCCGUGUACAAUCUGUGAAAGACCGUGCAAGACUGUUUGUGGCCAUGGAAGGUGCAGGAAGCCCUGCGGACAUCCGUGCCCUCCGUGUCCUAUGCCUUGUCUCUGGAAUUGUGGCCAUGCUAAGUGCAGUGCCUUGUGCUCUGAGCCUUGCACUAGAACUUCGGAGGACAUACCUUGUCCAAAGAAACUUCCGUGCGGGCACCGUUGCCUAGGCUUCUGCGGUGAACCCUGUCCUAGUCUGUGCAGAGUGUGCAACAGGGCCCAAUACUGGCAUCUCACCAAGGAAAGGGAAGCCCGGUUUGUCGUGCUCAUGGACUGUGGCCAUUCUGUGCCAGAGAGAAUGCUUGCUGAGGCCUUUACCCAGACGAAGAAAAAGCACAGUGCUAGGUGCCCACUAUGCGGAUGCCGAAUUACGUUCAAUUUCAGGUAUCAAGCAGCUGUCCGAGAGUACAUGGAAGACCUUCAGAAACGCAAGAAACAGGUUUAUGACUCUGCAAGGGAAUUUCACAAAACCUUGGACUCCACGUUACCAGAAGACGCAUUUCCAAGCAGGGACGCGAGCAGCACUGCACAUGACGACGAUGCUCAAGCAACCACCCAGCAGCACGACCGUACUCAAGCCACGGUGGCACAAAGUUCCGUAUGGAACAGUGAUAGUGAACAAAAGUACUAUUCGGGGGAAGCAUUUUACACUUCUCGCCCAGGUUCUAAAAUUAGGAGUAGUCAUCGGAAUGCUGGAAUGAGUUUCGAGCACAGAACUCAUUCAGCCAGGCACCACUUUGAAAGAAGGCCUAGGAACCUGCAAGAGAGAUUUUUAGGAAGGGACUUCAGGUGGCACCCUUACGAGAGGUGGCCACCUCGCUACUAGUGUUCCUUCUGGGGGACUACCAUUCUUUUCUUUGAAGGCUGCUACUAGGUAAAGGUACUUUCCAGAACACAAUUUUAUAAAGAAAGAGUGAGAACUACACCACUCAGUCCAAUUAUCACCUGCAAGAAAGCCCUCGAUCGCAUGCACAGUAAGAGCGAUUACGUGCAAGGUUAUAGAAUACUUGCACACUUAAGAAUGCAUGGGGGGCGUUCAAGUCAAACCGGGACUUUUCAUUUUUCGCAAAAGUAAAAUGAACUUACAGGCGAGAAAUUAGUUUUAUUUUUCGACGUAAUCUCCGGCUGCAGUAAUGCACUUGUCCCAGCGUUUCACGAGGGCUUGGAUGCCAGCAGCGUAGCAAUCCUUACCGGCGCGUAGCAGCCAUGAUCGGACUGCAUUCUCGACCUCGUCGUCGCAGCUGAACUGGCGGCCCCGAAGGAACGCCUUCAGUGGCCCGAAGAGAUGGAAAUCGCUGGGGGCGAGGUCUGGACUGUAAGGGGGAUGUGGCAGCAACUGCCAGCCAAGUUCCUGUAAGAUGCGUGUCGUGAGAUGCGCGUUAUGCGUGCGUGCAUUGUCCUGUAGGAGGAGGACUCCUUUGGUGAUGAGGCCCGGCCGUUUCUGCUUCAGCGCCUUAUGCACAUCCCUGAAAACCUGCCAGUAAUAUGCACUAUUCAUGGUGGUACUACUGGGCAGAAAAUCAACGUGAACAACGCCAGCCUUGUCCCAGAAAACCGUGGCCAUGACCUUACCCGCAGACGAGGUGCUUCGGAACUUCUUGGGAACUGGCGAGCCCGGAUGCUUCCACUGUUUCGAUGCGCGUUUAGACUCAGGAGUGAAAUGCUAUGCCACUCGGACUCUUUGCUGCGGCUAAGUGUAUCGUGGCCAUACUGAGCCUGAAGUCUUCUGUGAAUUUCACAUGACUUUACGCCUUCAUUCACGAGAAACUUCAUGACAAUUCGGUGUUCGAUGUGCGCGCUCACCUCGUCGGCGGCCAUCUUGUCCAACACGUGUCUUCUGUUUUGCACAAACUUUGGACCACCACGUCGUGAACGCGGAGGCCUGUCGCGUGUGAAAACGACCAAAAAGAAGUAGCGCGAGCCAUUUGUACACUCAGGAGACAGAAAGUCCCGGUUUGACUUGAACACCCGUCGUAGGUUCAAUGUUAAAUUAUGGCAUGCCCACAUGUGCUGUACCUCGUUAGUGUAGCAAAUGCAGGAUGUAGUAUUUCAACUGGAAGCACAAAUGUGAUACAUAUAGAGUACCUGUGACAAUCUAAAGUCCUCCUCAUUGGCAACAUAAGAAAGACAUUCACUGUGCUCAGCUCACUGAGUCAUGCCAAGAUCCUACAGACAGCCAGGGUGUCUAGUUUGAGGAAAGUCAACAGUUAAGGUGCUCGAAAUACCCGUUCCUGCUAUUUGGAUGGCUCCCUUUUGCCAUCGUGUCAGAAGGUGAACCGUGACAUGCUGUAAGGGCGAUCUUGUACUUCCAUGCACAUAUUGGCCUGGUAACAAUGUUAAUUAACAACGUGAAAAAAAGAAAAAAAGACUGAGUUUGUAGUAUUCACGAGGGCUGUGCGAAUAGUGAUUUUUGGGUUCGAAUCGAAUACGAAUCGAAUAGUAAAAUCUUCGAAUAGUAGCGAAUCGAAUAAUGUCGAAUACCACACAAAAAUGUGUGCUUAUUGUUGAACAGUAAGCAAAAGCUUGCAUUGAAACCUGGGGCUCAGUUGUAGUUUGUGAGACUGACUGCAAACUAUAUACACGUAUUUCAUUGACGAAUACGUUUGUGCUAGAAUUGUCCUGAACAUUGUAAUUCCAGACAGCUGGCUGUGUGAUUAAAUCCCUCUUUCUAUGGUGUCAUAGCUGGUCCAGCCAAAGCUCAAAAUAAUUAAACUAGCUUAAACAUCCCUGCCAACAUUUGCUAAAAUAUUUCUCAAAAGUGGCAAUUUUCAGUGAUCCCUCAAAUCGCGCUUUUAAACCAUGCCUGCAACCCCGCGGCAGAAGUGUAAACUAGGCUUCGCCUGAUGCUCAGAGACAUGAGGCGAAGCCAACUUGCAGGAUAUCGUCAGGUCCGCACGCGCAAAACUGUAAAGUAAGCUUCACCUAACACUCAGAAGCAUGAGGUGAAGCCACCUUGCAGGAUAUAUUUGAGGCGCAGAAUUGUAAAGUAGGCUUCGCCAAACGCUCAGAGGCAUGAGUUGAAGCCAGCUUGCGGAAUUUCGAAUAUAUUCGAGUAUUCGAUGAAAUGUUAUUCGGUUCGAAUACGAAUAGCGCGGUACCGUUAUUCGGUACGAAUAUCGAAUAUUUCGAAUAUUCGCACACCCCUAGUAUUCACGUAACUCUAUCACGCUUAGUGAACUCACUCUGAUUUGCGACACCAUCAAAAGCUAAGCCUCGUAAUGUGAAUUUAUCUCUGUAGGAAGCAUGACAGGACGGCUCAAAGUGGAUGGAAACAGCGAGGCGGAAGAAAAUGAAGGAAAACAACUGGGAGCUGAUUUUGGAAAAAGUUUGCUGUCCUCGUGUGAUAAAAAAGAAAGGGGAACCUCCAGGGGAGCAUUUAUGCAAACAUAUAGCCCAUUUGCUUACUUCAUUACUUUACUAAGUCCAUCAUCCGGCGUUCACACGGGGCAAGACCGGCGGGGCAAGACCGGCGGGGCAAGACCGGCUCACGUGCCGUAGCGGAUAGGACGAUCACCUUCCACGGCGAGAUGCUGGGAGGUCACGUGAUUCGAAUCCCGGCACCGGCUGUGUUGUUUGGGGUUGCUCCUCAGUUUCCCGACAGACUUUCCAAAUGAAGGUAUCAAGCAGCUGUCCGAGAGUACAUGGAAGACCUUCAGAAACGCAAGAAACAGGUUUAUGACUCUGCAAGGGAAUUUCACAAAACCUUGGACUCCACGUUACCAGAAGACGCAUCUCCAAGCAGAGACGCGAGCAGCACUGCACAUGACGACGAUGCUCAAGCAACCACCCAGCAGCAUGACUGUACUCAAGCCACGGUGGCACAAAGUUCCGUAUGGAACAGUGAUAGUGAACAAAAGUACUAUUCGGGGGAAGCAUUUUACACUUCUCGCCCAAGUUCUAAAAUCAGGAGUAGUCAUGGGAAUGCUGGAAUGAGUUUCGAGCACAGAACUCCUUCAGCACAGCACCGCUUUGAAAGAAGGCCUAGGAACUUGCAAGAGAGAUUUUCACGAAGGGACACCAGGUGGUGCCCUUACAACGAGAGGUGGCCACCUCGCUACUAGUGUUCCUUCUGAGGGACCACCAUUCUUUUCUUUGAAGGCUGCUACAAGGAAGCAUGACAGGACGGCUCAAAGGGGAUGGAAACAGCGAGGCGGAAGAAAAUGAAGGAAAACAACUGGGAGCUGAUUUUGGAAAAAGUUUGCUGUCCUCGUGCGAUAAAAAAAGAAAAAAAGAAAGGGGAACCUCCGGGGGGAGCAUUUAUGCAGACAUAUAGCCCAUUCGCUUACAUUCAUUACUUUACUAAGAUACAGUGAACCCUCGUUAAUAUGACCCCCGAUAAUCUGACAUACGCGCUUUACGACCAUACUCCUGGGGAACAAUGUAGUGAAACCUCUGCAAAUCGCCCCCGUUAAUAUGACAAUUCCGCAUUAUGACCAAAAUUUUCGGGAACGACCAUGGUCAUAAUAACGAGGGUUCACUGUAUAUCUAGUAAUCGUCUUUUUGCCUUUUUGAGCUUUGUUUAGUGAGGUUGUAUUACACAUUUUUGAGAAGUGAUGCAUCUGGUGAGGGGGGGGGGGGAAGGAAGAAGAAAAAGAAAUAUGAUCAUGGGAAAUAAAUUAUCAAGUUCAUUAAGGUAUGAAAUAUCGGAAUAUUAUACAUGUACAAUGCUAUAAUGUGGGCCCUUCUGGGGAGGAAUUAGUGGCCGUUAAUUGUCACAGACCCGUAUUACCAUGACAGUAACGUAAAGUAAUGGUAGUCUGACAGCGUAUGCUACUGCUCUGACUAAUGUCAGCCAUACGCAUAGUGCACAACAAUCCACAACAUCUCCUUUUCUGCUUCGUUGAUUUAAGCAGAACAGAGGCUCCCGUCUGUUUUUCGGAACAGUUCCUCUGUUUUAUGUAAUCGGUUUUUUCAUGCUAACGGUGCGAAACUAUUUAAAAAAUAUCAAUACUGUGCAACCAUAAAUAAAGGUAUUUUGCAGCAA